AUGGCCAGUGACGACUCCCAAAAAGACUCACUCGACAUUAACACCCUUUCUUUUAAACUGCCACCGUUUACCGCGAGCAAGCCUCGCGUUUGGUUCAGGCAGAUCGAGGCUCUUUUUGUGACAAGCCGCAUUACCAUCGAGCGUACCCGCUAUUCGUACGUUUUGCAGUCACUCCCUUUUGAUGUAGCGGUCACCGUCGAAGACCUCCUUGACCCCAUUCCAGCCGACAAACCAUAUACGCUGCUGAAGGAAGCGGUUAUCCAACGGGUAGCUAAAUCGGCUAACCUUAUGCUGCGGGAACUUUUCACUCAAGUAGAGCUAGGUGAUCGGACACCUUCUCAGCUCAUGCGUCACAUGCGCUCACUCCUCGCUGGUAGGCACAUGGAUGACGCCAUUUUUCGCGAGAUUUGGUUAGAAAACUUACCGGUGCCUAUGCAGCAGGUUUUGGCCAUGUUGGACUCGAAUACAUCUUUAGAGAAACUAGCUACCCACGCCGACCGAAUCAAAGAGUGUUACCCCAUGGGUGCCUCGUGUUCCACUAUUCAACAGCCACCGCCUUCCAAAGGCAAGCCCCAUCAGGGCAUUGACUCUGAUUCAGAAGGCCCACCAUUACCAGCGCACGACACUCCCUAUUCGGAAAAAGCGUCAUGCUCUUGCACAACCCGACGCGCGCCCACAUCAGCCGGUCCCCCCAGAACACCCACCGCCGCUUAUCGCACCGAUUACGACGACCUGAGAGACACUGUGCGUCUCCUUUGCACUCAGGUGAGCAACAUGUGCUCUGCGCUUAACAGUCUUCAAGCGGCUAGGAGACAGCCAUGCUCACAUCGACGGUCUAAAUCCCGUGAGCGGCGUUCACAACCCUUAUGUUGGUAUCACCGCACUUAUGGCCCGAAAGCCCGAAAGUGCAUACCUCCUUGUUCGUUCGCUUGUCCUCCACAGUUAAACGACCACGCCAGCCAGUAAUAGCGACGACUGCUGCUGGCCCGUCGCGAACCAGUCGCCUUUUCUAUAUCGAUGACAAGUCGAGCGGCCUUCGUUUCCUGGUCGAUACCGGUGCCGAGGUCAGUGUCAUCCCGCCUCUAAGGCGUCACCGCCUCAAGCCAUCGCAAUUCUCAUUGUAGGCUGCAAACAGCACCACAAUCAGCACCUACGGCCAACGGUCCCUCACUUUAGAUCUUGGUCUCCGGCGACGUUUUCAAUGGGUCUUUAUUGAGGCUGACGUCAAAUCGCCCAUUAUCGGGGCCGACUUUUUGUCAUCUUUCGGCUUAACAGUCGAUGUCAGACACCGUCGCCUCUCAGACACCACCACCCAACUCUUUACUAUAGGUACCAGUAGCUCUGAACGGUCGGUUGGCAUUCAUGUCACCAUCCCCAGCACCCCUAUCGCUGACAUUUUGAAGGACUACCCGUCCAUCACUAAACCAUGCCAUUUUACCGAAACCGUUCAACACGGAGUGAAACACCACAUUGUCACGGCAGGGCAACCAGUGCACGCUCGUCCGCGUAGACUCCACCCUGACAAACUCCGAAUAGCAAAGAACGAAUUCGACCAUAUGAAGAAUCUGGGCAUUAUACGCCCUUCAUCUAGCCCAUGGGCCUCACCACUGCACAUGGUGCCAAAGAAGUCCCCUGACGAUUGGAGACCGUGCGGUGAUUAUCGAGCCCUAAACAGGUCCACAAUCCCUGACCGGUACCCCAUUCCCCACAUUCAUGACUUUUCCCACAUGUUAGCCAGCAAAACUAUUUUUUUCCAAGAUAGACCUCGUCAGGGCGUACCACCAAAUCCCGGUCGCGGAGGAAGAUAUCCCAAAGACCGCUAUCACGACACCCUUUGGGCUGUUCGAAUUUAUUCGCAUGCCCUUUGGUUUGCGCAACGCUGCCCAGUCGUUUCAGCGCUUCAUCGAUGAGAUCUUGCGGGGCCUUCCAUUUGCUUACGCCUACAUCGACGACAUACUCGUCGCAAGCUCUUCGGCAGAGGAACAUGCCUCGCAUUUACGCCUCAUAUUCGAUCGUUUCCAGCAACACGGUUUGCAAUUAAACGCAAGCUCUUCGGCAGAGGAACAUGCCUCGCAUUUACGCCUCAUAUUCGAUCGUUUCCAGCAACACGGUUUGCAAUUAAACGUCGACAAAUGCCUUUUUGGCGUUAAUUCUCUCGAUUUCCUUGGCCACCACGUCGAUCAGCACGGAAUCACUCCACUUACAAAGAAGGUGCAAUGCAUCUUGUCUUUCCCUGUUCCCAACACACUCACUCAGCUGCGACGUUUCAUAGGCCUUAUCAACUAUUACAGACGUUUUAUUCCCCACUGUGCGGCAAUCCUGGCUCCCUUGACUGACCUUUUGAAGUCGAAGGCAAAACCUAUUGAACUUUCACCGGCAGCCCACACAGCUUUUGAGGAAGCGAAAAAGGCUCUUGCCGAUGCCACCAUGCUGCACCACCUCAGCUCUGCCGCUCAUACACAGCUCAUUUUGACCACCGACGCUUCCAGCAGGGCUGUCGGCGCAGUCUUGCAUCAACAGGUGAAUAACCAGUUGCAGCCUUUAGCUUUCUUUUCACAGAAGCUACAACCGGCGCAGACUCGCUACAGUACUUUCUCUCGCGAGCUCCUUGCCGUAUACUUGGCCAUACGUCACUUUCGACACCUUUUAGAGGGCAGAGACUUUUCGGUCCACACCGACCACAAGCCUCUCACUUACGCCCUGAAGGCCAAGCCAGAUCGGUACUCGCCCAGGGAAGUUCGUCACCUGGACUAUAUUUCGCAGUUUACUGCCGACAUCCGCUACGUCCGAGGCAGCGACAAUGUCGUUGCUGAUGCAUUAUCCCGUCCGGACAUCAACACACUCACAUCCGAUUUCGACCUGGCAAGGCUUGCAGACCUCCAAACAGCAGACGAGUCCAUCGCGGACUUACGUACGUCUACUACUCUGCAGCUUCGAGAUGCACCACUUCCUGCGUCACCAGGUACGAUUUUGUGCGAUUGGUCCACAGGCACCCCUCGUCCUGUUGUUCCACUAUCCUAUCGUAAGGUCGUCUUUGACCACUUCCACUCCCUCUCCCACCCUGGCAUUCGCGCUGGACGUAAGUUAAUCGCGGCUCGUUUUGUUUGGCCGAAGAUGAAUUCCGACAUUGCUCUUUGGACUAAACAGUGCCUCGCAUGCCAGAAGAACAAGGUUCAUCGACACACUUUCUUCCCUCCAAGUACCUUUGCGGUCCCGGAAGUUCGAUUUAAUCAUGUUCACUUGGAUUUUAUCGGACCGUUACCCCCUUCACGUGGGUACACACAUAUCCUGACGGCCGUUGACCGUUUCACACGUUGGCCGAUUGCCAUUCCUAUCACGGAUACCUCGGCAGAAAAUAUCGCCAUGGUUUUUCUGACCCACUGGAUCUCAACUUUUGGUGUUCCAGCCACCCUUACCACCGACCGCGGAAGUCAAUUCCAAUCUAGCCUCUUCCGUGAGUUCACAGACUGCUCGGGUGCGCGCACAUCACAACCACGGCAUAUCAUCCUGCCUCCAACGGUCUCGUUGAGCGUCUACACCGCCAACUGAAGUCCGCACUGAUGUCCCAAACAGGGUCAGCUACUUGGAGUGUCAAUCUCCCUCUUGUGCUUUUGGGCAUCCGAUCUUCUGUCAAGGAGGACAUCCAAUGCACCGCCGCCGAACUUGUGUACGGUACACCCUUCCGUCUGCCUGGUGAAUUGGUGCAGCCUUCCACAACAAACACUAACAUCACGAGCACCUUUGUACAGCAGUUGAAACAACGCAUGGCUCAACUGCGUCCAACCCCCACUCGUCUGACCUCGAAACACGUGUUUGUACACGAGGACCUUAAAUCCGCCCUUUUUGUUUUUGUCCGGCAUGACGCAGUGCGCAAGCCCCUUUGCUCCCCCUACGAUGGCCCAUAUAAGGUCGUUCAGCGGAAUGACAAGUUUUACGUCCUUCAAAAGGCUGAUAAGACCGACACGGUCUCCAUUGACCGCCUUAAGCCAGCCUAUCUGGAGUGCCUCCCGUCGACCAGUGCGCCAUCCAUUCCCCCUACUACGUCCUCACCCGAUACACCCACUCCGCUCACCUGCCCUCCAUCACCACACUUGACCAUUCUACCCACCCAACCGGAUCCUCCUCCUACACCACCGCCUAGUACGUCUCGCUCCGGUAGACAUAUCCGUUUUCCCGCCAGACUUAAAGACUUUGUAGUGUAA
Spirometra erinaceieuropaei is the source of this 4202-nucleotide messenger RNA. NCBI's taxonomy places the organism in Eukaryota, Metazoa, Platyhelminthes, Cestoda, Diphyllobothriidea, Diphyllobothriidae. The record is from the annotation of a GenBank genome assembly.